Peronospora matthiolae is the source of this 819-nucleotide messenger RNA. The record is from the annotation of a GenBank genome assembly. NCBI's taxonomy places the organism in Eukaryota, Oomycota, Peronosporomycetes, Peronosporales, Peronosporaceae.
AUGACGCCUCCCCCCGACACGACGUUGGGUCUACUGGGCACGGGGAAGAUCGGCUCGGCCGUGUUCACAGGCUUCUGCAGCUCCAAUGGCUGGCAGCCCCAGCACGUGUACGUCUCCGCACGCACCAAGGCCAAAGCGGAGGCGCUCGUGGCAAAGUUCCCGGACCGCGUGAGCAUCAGCGCAUCGAAUCAGGAGAUCGUGGACAAGAGCGACGUCGUUUUUAUUGGGCUGUUGCCCAAUAUAGCGCGUCAGGAGCUACCCAAUUUAUCGUUUGUGGGCAAACGAGUCGUGUCCAUGAUGGCUACAAUCCCGUACGAAGAGCUGCUGGAGCUUGUCAAGCUGCCCACCGAAAGCGUCGUGCGAUCGGUCCCGCUCCCUGUCGCUGCCAAACGUGCUGGCCCUAUUUUGGCUUAUCCGGACAAUGCCUUCGCUCGUGACCUGUUUGAUCAGAUUGGCACGCCCGUGAUGGUAGUGGACGAGGCGGAGAUCACCAAGCUCACCGGCAUCACGGCGCUCAUUUCGUCCUUCUAUGCCACGUGCGACACUACGCAGCGGUGGUGUGUUAACAAUGGCGUGGGCAGCCAGGCGUCGCGUGACUUCAUCUCGUCCUUCUUCCAUGCACUGGCUACGGCAGGAGCGGACUCGUCCGAGAACUUUGGUGAGAUGGCCCACGAAGCGGCUACGCCGGGUGGCUUGAACGAGCAGGUGCAUCUCGCGCUGCAGAGCAAUGGCGGCUACGAACUCGUGGCAGACCAGCUGGACGCGAUCUUCAAGCGUCUAUCGGGAACUGACCCGGCCCCCCGCUCGACAAACAGCUAA